Sphenostylis stenocarpa is the source of this 528-nucleotide messenger RNA. The record is from the annotation of a GenBank genome assembly. NCBI's taxonomy places the organism in Eukaryota, Viridiplantae, Streptophyta, Magnoliopsida, Fabales, Fabaceae.
AUGAGUGUACCAGAACAUAACCUCUUACAUGUGUGUCACCAAGGCACAAGGGGGCAUGAUGACUUGAUGUCAUCAUCACCUUCCUCUGGCUUAUCAUCGGUAGAUUCCUGUGAGGGUUGUGCUCGUUGUGAGGAGGACUUACUUGAUUUUGUCAGUCUUUGCUUCUCUUCAUCACCAAGGCAUCUUCUCUGUCUCAUCAAGUCCACCCUUGCCUUAUAUCUUGAUAUGAGACUAGUUGGUCAUUCCAGUUUCAAGGGGAAUAAUGGCUAUGGGAAGUAUUUUUGCAGCUGUGCCAGCCGUUGCUGCUGCUGUUGGAUUUUAUUUCAUAGACAGAAACUAUGCCAAGGUAAGAAGGUUGCAUGUAUUGUGUUAUUUAGGAACAACAAUAGGGAAAUCAAACAAGGGUCAUCAGUAUCCAGACAAAAGAUGCUAUCAGAAGUGAAAGAACGGGCAAAGACCCUUCAAAAGCCAAAUUUGGCACCACAGCUUGAUGGUUUGGAGUGUUUCGAAACCUUGGUGAUGAUUUGA